Messenger RNA from Pseudonaja textilis, 3056 nucleotides. RefSeq lists its product as uncharacterized. Gene Ontology annotation, cellular component: cytoplasm. The record is from RefSeq and is a predicted model, not a curated record. Lineage: Eukaryota; Metazoa; Chordata; Lepidosauria; Squamata; Elapidae.
AUGAAGAGCUGCCCGUCUCCGGCCGCCCCGCGCGAAGAAGUUUUGCAAGGCUACCGGGCUUUCUACCGCGCCCGCUGGGCGGAAGGCGAACUUGGCCUUUGCAACGAAGCGCCGCUCAAGAGCCGCGCCGGGCUCCUGCGGGUGGCCCAGGCGGGCAAGUGGGACGUGGGCGCCAUCGCCCAGAGCUGCGGUGGGAUGCGCGGCCGGCGGAGGGGGGUGAAGGAGAAGGAGGAGGAGGAGGAGGCCGGCAGCGCCGCCGCCGCCCUCUUCCGCAAACUGAGCCAGGCCUUCGGCUACCUGGAGCUGCUUUGCAUCAACCUUUGCCUCUCGCCCUGGAGGAAGGAGAUCAAGUCGCUGAAGACUUUUACAGGAAACUUUGUCUACUAUGUAAAGACCAUCCUUCCGGAAAGUGUAGUGCAACAGCUGCUGUCUGAAAUCGGCUAUGUUGCCACCUCUGCUACCGAAUAUUCCCUGGUCAGAAAACCAAACGAGGUAGAAGCGGAGAACACCGCAUUUGAAAUAUUCCUUGCAAGAAUUGAGUGCGAAAACCUUCUUGAAGUUGCAAGGGACAUGAAAGACAGUGACCUUGCUGACAUCCUACAGAUGAGGGCCCAGAAACAUGGCCUUCCUGGUGUUGGCCUAACUAAAAAGCAGGAACACUCACAAACAAAAGAGGACCUCACCGUUGGAGAGAACAACGGGACACCAAACCCUGCAAUGGCCUACUUGAGUCAUAGCCAGCAUGCCUUCAAGGAGCAGGGCAAAACUGAACAGGCCGAGAGCUUUGGGCUCCGAUGCAUCACAACAGAGGCUCAGCCAGCUGCUUCCAAGCAGACUACUGAGCUGAACAGGAACCAAAACCAAACAGAGGAAAUCUCAACCCAUUCCUGCAUCCGAAGCACGGACAGCGAGGACUUUCUGAUUAAAUACAGUGACAUUGUCAUUGGACAACAGCCUCUCCACUUCUCUGCCUCUUCUUCUUCUCCGAGAGCAACCAAAGAGGAGGCCUGGCUGACAGAAACAAGGCUGGGCCUACCAACCUGCGGGGCAGAAACCCUCCCUCAUCUGCCUUCUGAUGAAAGUGGCCCUCAAGCUUUAGCCAUCCUCAACGAUUCCACUGUGGUAAGCAAAGCUCCUUGUGAUUACCAGACUCGGCAAACGAGGGUUGGAUCCAAAACCUGCGAUGCGAUGAAGCGCCUGAGCAUUCCUGGGUCAGAUACAAUCAACGAACCCAAAGAACUGAAAGGCAGCAUGGCCCAGGAGUCACCUAACUCCUCCAAUAACUUGGCCUUGAUGGGAGAGAAGCCAAAGCCCGAGGAAGAAGACUACGUAGAGAAGUUGAUGUAUCCUGUGGAAGAAACAGCAUGGCCAGAGUCUGCAAGGAGCCACAGAGUCCCUGGAGAACAUUAUCAUCCUGAGAUGAAUUUGGCAAACUUCUCCUGCAGAGACAAUUACAACAUGGACCUCUAUUCAUCAGAUCACUUCAGUCACAUCACUGGGUGCAGAUAUCCCACGCCUGGUCCAAGUUAUAGCAGACAUCUGGGUGUCCCAAUUUUAACCUGCCCCGUUCCCACCGAGGAUCAGUACUGUACUGACAGUUUAGCAGGCAUCCGGCACAGGCGAGAAAGAUAUCCCCUCUAUUCCUCUUUGGCAGACUUCGAUACUCGUGGGGUGCAUAUGAACGAACCUAGCCUAGAAAGCUAUGUCGUUAUUAAGAAAGAUAAUUAAAACGUACGUCCCUAAGAGCUCCAGUAACAGCAAGUCAGGAUUUACUGAAUUGUAGCGAGAUUGGUCAUACGGUUGGGCUGUCUACAUGCUUCUCAUCAAGUGAUAAAAUCUUGCAAGACAGGAUCAUGGAAUGUUUCAUAGGACUUCAAAUGUGCUCAGCUAAGAGCUCCUGAAAAGGUUUAGCAUCAUCUUACUGUGACAACAUUGAAAGGAAGGUAUACUUUUAACGGGGGGAGAAUCAACCAUUCCUUCAAUUUCCAAUAAAGGAAUUCUCAUCCACAUAUGCAGCUCCAGUGUCUCAUCUGGAUUUCCUUCUCUCUGCUCAUGGCAUAAAAGUUGGCGGUCAUGCUAGAAAAGGAUGCAUACUUUGGGGAGAACACUGGUGCCCCUUUCUUCCUCUUUUAUGCAGUCCCUAAGUGCCUGAAAGUUGUCCAGGAUAAAGAACUAGGACUAAGAAACUACAAAUCAGGAAUGUUUGGUGAGGGUUUUCUGUUCUUCUCACCCAGUUCAGAUUUAAUUGAAGAAAUGUAAAUUGUGAACUUUAAAAUAUACACGUUUUUAGCAAUGAGAAUUGGAACCAGCAACUCGGUUGUUAAGCAGUCAUCCAAAGAAACCACCAUUCCUUAUCUUACUUCAGCUUUCCUUUGCUUUACAGGCCUGUAAAGUUCAUAAAUGCGUUACUUUUUCAGCUCUGUGAAUGGCCACUGCCUUAAGCAGUCGCUAAACAAGAACUACCUCUAUAAGAAAAAGUUAUUGAAUUUUCGGGAUCCUGAAUGCUCUCAGUUCAUAACAGGCUGUUUCAUAAAUACCUGAAGAAUGUUAUUUAAAGGUUAAAUACGAUUGCUUUUAAUGUAGGAAAUAUAUCCAGAAACACAGAAUAUCAAUCGGUUUGCAUAGCUACAAGUUAGCUCUUGAUUGGUUCAAUUGUUACUUCUUUCUGUUAAGAUUUUAUGCAAUAUAGCAGGUUGGUCAGACAAGACAAGCUGCUUCUAUACUGAAAUAUAACCAAAAAUAAUUGGAUAGAAGACAAUUCAAAAAUGUUGGUAUGACUUCUUUUUUUAAAAGAAAAGCAUUUUGGACUCAACAGGAAAUUUGAGAAGGGAAAGCACUUAAAAUCUAGUAUGGUCUUGUAAAAACAAAAAAAAUGAAAAUGAGAGAAAAAAUAAUUUUUGAAUCAUGCAUGGAAAAGCCAUUUGGACCCCAAAUACGUUGGGUGAUACAAAACAUCUUGUAUCUCCUUUUGAUUUUCUUCUCUCAUUUGUUUGUUGGCUUCUUCAAGGCUUUGUGGAUAAACAUUUUGUCCCAUCCACGAUCAGACAACUAGAAUU